UGGAUUCUCGGGGCCAGACGGCGCGCCGGGACGAGCACUUCCGGCGCUGCGCCCAGGAAGCGGAAGUGCACCUUCCAGUCUGUCAGAGUCGGUGUGUUACUUGGUGGUCGUGAAAUAUAGGAAAGUUGUUUUCGCUUCACUUUUCCUGGCUCUCGAGCGCUUCCCCCCUGGCGGGUGGGAGUGCAGAGACCGAAGCGCGAGAUGAGCACCAUGUUCGCGGACACGCUGCUUAUCGUUUUUAUCUCCGUGUGCACGGCUCUGCUUGCCGAGGGUAUAACCUGGGUCCUGGUUUACAGGACAGACAAGUACAAGAGACUGAAGGCAGAAGUGGAAAAACAGAGUAAAAAAUUGGAAAAGAAGAAGGAAACAAUAACAGAGUCAGCUGGUCGACAGCAAAAAAAGAAAAUAGAGAGGCAAGAAGAGAAACUGAAGAAUAACAACAGAGAUCUAUCAAUGGUUCGAAUGAAGUCCAUGUUUGCAAUUGGCUUUUGCUUUACUGCCCUAAUGGGAAUGUUUAAUUCUAUAUUUGAUGGUAGAGUGGUGGCAAAACUCCCUUUCACUCCACUUUCCUACAUCCAAGGACUGUCUCAUCGAAAUCUGCUGGGGGACGACACCACUGACUGUUCCUUCAUCUUCCUGUAUAUUCUCUGCACCAUGUCGAUUCGACAGAACAUCCAGAAGAUUCUUGGCCUUGCCCCUUCACGAGCGGCCACCAAGCAGGCAGGUGGCUUUCUUGGCCCUCCACCUCCUUCUGGGAAGUUCUCUUGAAAUCAGGAAGAACCCGAUAAUUCCUGUCAUUCUUUUUAGACACUCAAAUCAGACCGGCAACUAUUUUUCAGCAAGAGCCAUAGGCAGCCUUAGCAUUUGGGCCACUUUCUAGUUUUGAGUUCUUUCUAGACUUUUUGGAUAUGAUUCGAAUGAGAAUGGCACCCAGCAAACACGAUAGUGCUUUUGGUCACAGAUUAAUUUUUUUUUUUUAAAAAACAGUUGUGUUGAUUAAGUACGCUCAGAUGUGUGUAUAUAAUGAGAAACAAAUUCUUGUCUUGCUUACACAAGUAUUUUCUGUGGGAUCGACCUUCAAGUGCGUGCUCUGUGCUGUGUCCCAGGGAAGCCGACUCUCCAUGCGCAUAGAGAUCUGGAGGAAGCAUUUAGUUUAUGGAAACUAUUUGUUGUGUGCUUUUUUCCAAGCCAAAUGUAUGACUUGAGAUCAAUAAAGAGGCCAAAAUUUUAGCUAUUUCAUCUACAAGGAGAGAUCUGUUUUGUUUUGCCAUUUUUCUAGAUACAUGUUUUUAAAUCCCCUGAACCAUAAGGAGGGUAAACAUAGGCCAGGAAGGGGCAAUGUUUUAAAUGUACUAUUUUGUCAUGUUCGCCUCUUAUGCUCAAAAUAUAGAAUUGUCCUGUUAUUGAAAUGAGGGGAGAAGAAAGUAAUAAGUCACGGAAGUAUAAACAUGAGGGUCCUCAGCAGUUUCUUCCGUACCCUCGUACAGUCUGUUGGAUUCUUGGGCAGACUCCCCGGAGGCAAGGUUAUAGUUACACGUGGUUGAUCUUACGGCACGUCCUUGUAGUCACAAUGGCCUUCAGUGCUGCCAUGCUCCUUUGUAACGGAUGAGAGGAUGCUUAUACCACGAUCUUCCCCUAAUCCACGCAAUUGGGAAUCUUGUGUGGCAUGUUAACCUAGUGACAAAUAUAUACAUUUAUCAGUAGUGUCCUUAGAUGCAUGUGUUCUUUCAGUGAGAAAGAUACAUUUAUUUGCAGAGGAACGACUAUUAAACCAACAGCAAACUUCUCAAGGCAAAGUCCAGAAGACAGUGGGAUAGUAUUUUCAAAGCCGAGGCAAAUAAUUAGCAGCCUAGAAUUUUAUGCACAGCUAAACCGUAAAUUUGGGGACAAAACUGGGGACAAGAUUUUCAGAGCUAUGUAAUCCAAGGUCAUUGAAUUUUUAAGCGAUAUGCUUCAGGGGGCAAAAAAGAAAACCAUGAGAAGAUGUGGGGUAUAAGAAACAAUGGUCAACACCAAAAUUGAUAAAAUAAAUGGAUAAAUUUAAAUGUUUUAUGGAUUAUCCAGUUGAAGGAUUAUCUCAAGACCAGCCCAUAAGGUUAAUAAUGACUAUUCUCCCCCUCAUUUCACAAAUGAAGAAGCAGGCAGGAGAGGUUCAGUAACUUGCUCAGCCUCACUUAGCUAGGGAGGAGCAGAGUUAGGAUUUGAACGCAAGCAGUCUAAAGCCGUACCUUCCAGGCCCUCAGAUGCUAUGUUCUCUUGUACUCUCCACGUAGUGGUGGUGAGUGUCUUCCCAUCACCUUCCCUCAUCUCUCUGGCUAGAGCAUUUGAGCUCUGAACUUGGGGCUUUGUCUUUUUUUUUUUUUGGUUCUUGUUUCCCCGAAGCCCUCGUGUGGGUGGGAGUACAGAGGUGCUCAUUAAAAGCAGAUGAAAUGGAAUCGGAGUCUCUAUUUCAAGGUUACCUUUGUCAGAAAAGAUGCCUGAUAAUGUAUGGUGAUGACUUCUAAUGGUCUUUUCUCCGUGUCAUUAACUAUUCCAGGCAAAAUAAUAAUUAAAAGGGUGACAGUGAGGGAAAUGAUUAUGACAACAAUGAUGACAAAAUGGUAGAAUUAUUAAAACAAAGCAUAAAAAGAAAAGGAACCACACUCAAAUUCUGCCAUCACGCUUUUGAAGUGAAAGUAUAGAGUUCAUCCUACCACCCGCCCGCUUCAGUUUUGAAGCUGCUGCUUCCUAAUCAGAUUUCCUAUGGCUGAAGCUUUCAGCAAGUGUUUCAAUGGAAGAGGGUGAAUCAGAGGGAGAAGUAAAAAGGGAGAAGGAAGGAGGAAAGGUAACAUCCUUUCACCCUUUUCCUAAAACGACACAAUAGCAAAGAUGUAUUACAGAGGAAAUAAAGCUAUCACAUCACAAGAGUGUAAAUUCAAGGAGAUAUUAAGGGCUACUGCAGCCUCACAAUUCGUUUUUGUUAAUUACUUGCCAGUAAAAUUUUCCAGACGAGUCAUUUCGAUGACUCUAAAUCCAGACCACCACUGAAUUAAUGGAGAUGAUAUUUCAAGCCAGAGGAGCCUCGGAAUAGCUCUCAAAACACAUGAUUUGGCUACUUUGCUUACGUAAAGGAUAGACUGACCCCUUUCUAGUUAAAAAUAAUCAAACAUUAAUAUCUGCACUAGGCCAGUCAGGUUGUCCUCAUUGUGUACUUAAGUUGUAAACUUUUAAAAAAUGCAGGUAAACCUGACUGUAUUAACAGAUAACAUUUCAAAAUCUAAGCCAGUUUGAAAGCUGGAAAGCAAAGGUGUGUGCUCAGAUGCCUUGAACCAGAUUGUGUUCCCUCUUCUCUCAUUUGUAAGUCAUUCUCUUCAGUAGGAUCAGGGGUUUAAAAUGACAUCAGUGGGUUGAUGAGCAUUCGAACUCCCUUACAUCCAAAUCAAAAUCCUGUGUCACAUGCUAGUGUGUAGUAGGGUUUUUUCAACGUACUUAAACUUAUUUUGUGAAUUUCAGUACUGCCCUCUAAAUAAAGGCACCAUAUACUUUCUCCAUUUAGGGAUUAAUUCUACUUAAGUUAUAGUCUUUUAUUUUGUUUGAAGUUACUUCUUGCUUUGAGUUUUUAAACUUUUUAGAAUGGAAAAAAACCUCAAAAAUCAAUAAAAGUUUUUUUUUAAGUAUAGUAUAAAGAAUACCCAGAUACUGAUUAUUCAUCUUCAACAAUUAUUAACUCAUGCCCAGUCUUCCGUCUACCCUCACUUGCUUCUUUCCCCUCCUGCAUUAUUCUAAAGACAUUGUAUCCUAGACGUAUCUUUUAUUCAUAAGUAUUUCAGGGCUUUAAAAAUAUAUAUCUAUAUAAUCUUAAUACUGUUUUCACACUUUAAAAAUUGACAAUCCCUUGACAGCAUAAUUGUCUAUAGAUGUCAAAAUUUUUUAGUUUUUUGGAAUCAGGCACUAAGUAAGAACCUUAUUGCAGUUGGUUGAUAAGUGUUGUAAAUCUAAUCUAUUGCAGUGGUUCUCAAACUAGAAUGCAUCAGCAUCACCUAGAAAGCUUGUUAAAACACAAGACUGCUGGGCCCCAGCCCAGAGUUUCUGAUUCUGAGUCUGCGGUGGAGGUUGAGAAUUAGCAUUUCAACAGAUCGCAAGGUGACACUGAUGUUGGCCUGUUUGAAGUCCACUCAUGUUUUACUUCCCACCAUCUCUCUUUCAUUCCCCCUCCUGCAGUUUAUCUGUUGAAUAAACUGCAUUGUUGACCCUGUCGGGUUUCCCUCAGUUUGGAUUUUGCUGGUUGCAUGCCUGUUUUACACACUGUUGGUUGGUUGUCUCUUUUUGUAGUGGUAGGAGCUUUUGCUAAUCUAAUUACUAAUUACUGAUUCAUUGGAGAUUGAAAAAUGAUACUGUAAUGCUAGCAUCCCUUCAUUUAUGAGGAAAAAUGCCUCUAUAGGUAGAAACUUGCUUCAUCUACUGUUUGGUUACCUAAUGUUAAAUUUUUUAGGAAAGGUAGAAUAAAUGCUUUCAAAAUAAGUUGUUCACUCCUAUCUCCAGUGGUGAACAAUGUGUGUGAGAAUGUGUGUUAUUAGCAAUUUGUAGAUUUAAACAUACCUGAUUAACUUCAGUUCACUGAAGUUGCUUUUCUUGUGGAUGCUCAGGUUGUCCCAUUUCUGGCCAGUGAGGGGCUCUUUAAGUUGUCUUCUGGGUCUAUUUGACUUGACCGUAGUUUUCACUGGUAGCAUCCUUGCCAAGUGAUGAUGAUGAUGAUGAUGGUAAGAUGUCCCAGGGCCAUCUCACAUUUCCUGCCUGACCUGAAAACAACACUUUCUCCAAGAAGACCUGGGUUGUUUUACUGGGAAAUUAUUUGGAGACCACAAUCAGCAGUAAAAUGGUCACUGAGACUAGGUUGCUAGCUUUCCAGGCCUUUUUUGUGGAUUAAGAUAGGUAAUAUAUGUUUUGUUGUUGUUUUAAGAUAAAAUACGUCAUGAAUCUAUUCCAGUACUCUACUUCUCACUUAAAUUCAGGGCUACAGAGUUUUUCCUUGAUUUGUUUGACCUGUGUCUCUUAAUUCACAUGCUAAGAAUUCUAGUUUUUAGUGCCAGAAAUGAUAGAAUAUCAUAUAAUUAAUCAUUAGCAUAAUCCCACAAUAUCCAACCAAAAGUCUGAGACUGUCGACACCAACAUUACUACCAACAAUAUGAUUACUGAAAAUAGUAUUUUUUUGGUAGGGGGAGGGAGAGUCUUUAAAAUACAUCCCACUUUGGGUUCACAAAUUACUGAGAUUUCAAGUUACCUGGGAUAGUUUGUUUUUUGAGUUUAUGCCACCAUUUACAUUUGUUUGAUUUUAUUUUCAUUAGGGCAUGUUCUUUGAUUUUACCUUAUAAAAAAUGACACAUAGUGUUUUAGUAGGUUUCCAGGCUAGCUCACAUAAAAGCAUAUUUAAUCCUACGUAGACAUGGGCACCUAAGUACCCAUUAUCAUACUUCUUUUAUGGGCAUAACGCCACUCAUAAGCUCCCAAAUGUGUGGAAAGAUGGGCAGAUACGGAGUAUUAGCAGAAACAGUUUUAUUUUAAACCAGAAACAUUUCCUGCCAUGAUAUUGCUCUCUUGUUCUAUCCCCACACUUGAAUAAAGGGAGGAGACCCAGUGGGGAAAGAAUACCAUGGGAGGACAUCGCAAACAUGAACCCAUUCAGGUCCUCCUGGCUGUCGCCUUCAUUUGCCUGAAUAGCCUCCCAGGUAGCCAGCCACCUUUACUCUGGUCUCUCCCAGCUUCACUCCGUCAGCCAUCCUGUAAAAGCGAUGCUCUUUUUAAAAAUAUCAAUGUCAUUGUGUUGCUUCUCCAAGGGAAGUUGUCCAACGGCUGCCAGUAGCCUGUAGGUAAAUUUAAACUUUGGCAUAGAUCUCCAGUCUCUCCCACCCCUGUCUCGCAUACAUCCUGCUUUCUAGUGAAGCAGAUUUUUACAUUCUGCGUUUUUCAUUCUUUUUAGCCUUUACUACCUUUGUUUUCUCUGCCUGGACUAUCCUUCCUCUUAUUUGCCUGAUUUUCUCCCGUUUCCUUCUUGAUUCAGCUCAGGCAUCUCCUCAGAAAUGUUUCCUCUGACCUUUACGCAGCCGUGUUGACUUCCUUUUCCCUGUAUCUCAGUUUGAGCUUUCAUAUACGAGUCACUUUUUUUAAAUGGGCAGAUCUCUGAAUUUUCUAAGCCUCCCGCUGCCUCAUCUGGAUAAUGGGAUUACUAUUCCAGUCAGAACUCCCUUAUCCAACACCCAGUUUUAUCUGAGUGCAGCUGGAUUCCCUGAGUUCCCUCUGCAAAGCAUGCUGACUGAUGCCCAGGCACGCUGAACGCCCAGCCACGCUUACGCACUUCAGCUCUCACCAGGGGACUGGAUAACAUUACUUGUUCUAUUGGUUAAUUUUAAUUAUAUACAUAGACUAAGUAUUAUGUAAAUUAAUGAAAUAUGAAUGCAAAAAAAAGACAAUUAUGUCCAUGAAAACCAAUUUAAAUGGUUUGGAAUGACUCAAUAAAAGCAAAUUGCUAAAAAUUA
Molecule: messenger RNA, 6512 nt
Organism: Vicugna pacos (alpaca)
Lineage: Eukaryota; Metazoa; Chordata; Mammalia; Artiodactyla; Camelidae
Gene: TMCO1
Product: transmembrane and coiled-coil domains 1
Biological process (GO): endoplasmic reticulum calcium ion homeostasis
Cellular component (GO): endoplasmic reticulum; endoplasmic reticulum membrane; cytoplasm
Molecular function (GO): calcium channel activity
Source: RefSeq, a predicted model, not a curated record